This is a messenger RNA of Arabidopsis arenosa, 2383 nucleotides long. Lineage: Eukaryota; Viridiplantae; Streptophyta; Magnoliopsida; Brassicales; Brassicaceae. The record is from the annotation of a GenBank genome assembly.
UCUCGUUACUCAAAUCUCUCUCUCGCAAACAUUCCUGAUCGCUCAGCAAAAGUUUUCUGUGAAGUACUCUCUCUCUCAAGGUAUUUGUUUCUCCGAUCUCUUCUCUUCAUCUUUUUUGCGUCUGAUCUUUUUGGCACUUACCAUUCAAAAUCCUCCGUUGAGAUUGUUCUCUCCCAUAAAAAAUUGUUUACAGAUGACCAUCCAAAUCUACGCAAAGACUCUUACAGAAAAGACCAUAACACUUGAUGUUGAAACCUCCGACUCCAUCCAUAAUGUCAAGGCAAUGAUCCAGGACAAAGAAGGCAUUCCUUUAGACCAGCAACGACUUAUCUUUGCCGGUAAACAGCUCCAGGAUGGCCUUACCUUGGCUGAUUACAGCAUCCAGAAAGAGUCAACUCUCCACUUGGUUCUGAGGUUGAGAGGUGGCAUGCAAAUCUUUGUGAAGACUCUUACGGGAAAGACCAUAACUCUUGAGGUCGAAAGCUCAGACACAAUUGACAACGUCACGGCCAAGAUCCAAGAUAAAGAAGGAAUCCCUCCUGACCAGCAGAGGCUGAUCUUUGCAGGAAAGCAACUCGAGGAUGGCCGUACUCUUGCGGAUUACAGCAUCCAGAAAGAGUCAACACUUCACCUUGUCCUUCGUCUUCGCGGUGGUAUGCAGAUAUUUGUGAUAACCUUUCCCGGUAAAAACUUUACCAGUGAAACCCUCACCCUAGAAGUUGAGAGCUCAGACACCAUUGACAAUGUCAAGGCGAAGAUUCAAGACAGGGAAGGUUUACGCCCGGACCACCAGAGGCUCAUCUUUCGCGGUGAAGAGCUCUUCACCGAGGAUGGCCGUACUCUUGCGGAUUACGGAAUCCGGAAUAGGUCAGCCCUUUGCCUUGCCCUUCGUCUUCGCGGUGAUAUGUAUAUAUUUGUGAAAAACCUUCCCUAUAAUACCUUUACCGGUGAAACCUUCAUCCUAGAAGUUAAGAGCUCAGACACCAUUGACAAUGUUAAAGCUAAGAUCCAAAACAAGGAAGGAAUUCUUAUGGACCUACAUAGACUUAUCUUUGCUGGUAAACCACUUGAGGGUGGUCGAACGCUAGCACAUUACAACAUCCAGAAAGGAUCAACUCUGUAUCUGGUGACUAGAUUCCGUUGUGGGAUGCAGAUUUUUGUCAAGACCCUUACCGGAAAGAGAAUAAAUUUGGAAGUUGAGAGCUGGGACACAAUCGAAAAUGUAAAGGCCAUGAUUCAGGAUAAAGAAGGGAUCCAACCAGACCCGCAGAGGCUGAUCUUUCUCGGUAAAGAGCUCAAGGAUGGCUGUAGUCUUGCGGAUUACGACAUCCAGAAAGAGUCAACACUUCACCUUGUCCUUAGUAUGCAGAUAUUUGUGAAACUCUUUGGCGGUAAAAUCAUUACCCUAGAAGUUUUGAGCUCAGACACCAUUGAAAGUGUUAAAGCUAAGAUUCAAGACAAGGUACGUUCACCCCCGGACCAGCAGAGACUGAUCUUUCUCGGUCACGAGCUCGAGGAUGGCCGUACUCUUGCGGAUUACGACAUCCAGAAAGAGUCAACACUUCACCUUGUCCUUGGUAUGCAGAUAUUUGUGAAACUCACUGGCGGUAAAAUCAUUACCCUAGAAGUUGUGAGCUCAGACACCAUUGAAAGUGUUAAAGCUAAGAUUCAAGACAAUUUAGGUUCACCCCCGGACCAGCAGAGACUGAUCUUUCUCGGUCACGAGCUCGAGGAUGGCCGUACUCUUGCGGAUUACGACAUCUGGAAUGAGUCAACCCUUCACCUUUUCUUUCUUAUUCGCCAUGGUAUGCAGAUAUUCGUCAAGACAUGUACAUUUUCCAGUGAAACCCCUACCAGUAAAACCAUUACCCUAGAAGUUGAGAGCUCAGACACCAUUGAUAAUGUAAAAGUUAAGAUCCAACACAAGGUAGGAAUUCCUGUGGACAGACAGAGACUUAUCUUUGGUGGUAGAGUGCUUGUGGGUAGUCGAACGAUAGCAGAUUACAACAUCCAGAAAGAAUCAACUAUCCAUCAGCUGUUUCUUCAGAGAGGUGGUAUGCAUAUUUUUAUCAAGACCCUUACCGGAAAAACCAUAACUUUGGAAGUUGAAAGCUCAGAAACGAUCGCCAUUGUGAAGGAAAAGAUCCAUUAUAAGGAAGGGAUCAAACCAGACCAACAGAUGCUAGUAUUUUUCGGAAAACAGCUUGAAGAUGGCGUCACUUUAGGGGAUUACUAUAUUCAUAAAAUGUCAACUCUUUACCUUGUUCUCCGUCAGCGUCGAUAUGACUUUUGAGUUUUUUUUCUUCUCUUGUUAUGUUUUACGUUUUGAUGGGCUCGUAAAUGGGCUUUAAAGUCUUAUCAAUAAUAAAUCACAUGCUUUUCU